Messenger RNA from Haliotis rufescens (red abalone), 2141 nucleotides. Its product is annotated as sodium-dependent glucose transporter 1A-like. The transcript is spliced from 3 exons. The record is from RefSeq and is a predicted model, not a curated record. NCBI's taxonomy places the organism in Eukaryota, Metazoa, Mollusca, Gastropoda, Lepetellida, Haliotidae. Gene Ontology annotation, biological process: transmembrane transport. Bases 30 to 1418 code for a protein of 462 amino acids.
CGUGGCCAAGCGAGGGUCGGAGAAGGAACAUGGAGACACCCGUAGCUUCAAGUCCCCGGCGGUGGGCAGACAAACUCAAGUCCACAGUCUACAGGAAGAAAUUCCUCUAUACAGCAUGUCUAUUGUUUGGGAACUUUAUGUCGGGCUGGAUCAACGGACAGCGAGGGCCCUCACUUCUGGAUCUGCAGCUCAUCACAGGAACGGACAUGUCGCAGGGCUCAGCCUUCUUCACUGCCGCCGCGGUCGGGUCUCUGGUCGGAGCUGUUGCUGGCGGCGCCAUCUACGACCGCUGCAACAAGUACAUGUCCCUCUUCAUCUCCAUGGCUGGCCACGGACUGACGGUGGCGGUGAUCCCGCUGUGCUCCGCGUACUGGCUCAUGAUUGCUGUCUUUGUAGCUCAUGAGUUCUUUCUGGGGAUAUUCAAAACAGGCAGUAACGUGGAGCUUCUCAGAGUGUGGGGAGUUGAGAGCAAGCCGUACAUGCAGGCCUUCCAUUUCUUAUGGUCACUAGGGGGAAUUGUCUCCCCUUUUGUCCUUGAACCCUUCCUAGCUGUCGGGAGGGAAGUGGUUCAAAACGCAACGGCUGCCAAUAACUCAGAUACAGGAGGUCUUCUUAAUGCAUCGGUCAUACCACCUCAGGAGCCGUUGGAAACAAGCAUCAUAUGGCCAUUCCUGAUGACAGGGUUAAUGACAAUACUGUCCUCACUUCCCUUCUUGGUUGUCUUCUUCUUUGCCAGAAAGGAGGGACAUGAGGAGGUUACUAAGGCAUUGGAUGGUAAAAGACAAGGGAAAAAGUUAUCCCGGAAGUUACUUGUUCUCACGCUUGGGCUUCUGGGUAUAUUUUAUUUCUUCUUAGACGAAGUUGAGGACUCGUCCGUGUCCUUCCUGGCCUCAUACGUGGUCAAACAGUUCAAGUGGACAAAGAUCAUGGGAGCAAGAAUUACCUCCACGUUCUGGGCUGCGUAUGCAUUUGGUCGUCUUGCCGCCAUCUUCUUCAUCAGCUACGUCUCGCAUAUGAAGAUAUGUGGCCUCUUCUUCAUCUUUUUGAUCGUGGCGCAGGUGGGGAUGAUCCUGUCUGGAAUGUUUCUCUCUGAUGUUGGCAUAUGGAUCACUACUUGUGCUGUCGGGUUUUCAAUCUCGAUAAGUUUCCCCGCCAUGCUGACGUGGAUAGAGAAGGACUUUGUUCAACUGUCAGGAAAAAUUAUGUCUGUCAUCUUCGUAUCCGUUGGCCUGGGUGGAAUGGUCAACCCUCAGAUCAUUGGCUAUCUGAUGCAAGAGGCUACCCCUCUAUGGUACAACUAUGUUCUGACUAUAGAGAGUGUUCUGUUGUUCCUUAGUUUCCUAGUGCUGGUGUGGCUGGUUAAGAAAGUCCUUAGCAUUUUCCAUGCAUCGCAAGCUGAAACCCCUGACAAGAAGUAACGGAACUUACACUGAUGUCCUAGCGAUCAACCAUUUGCUAUUAGGUGGCGAGUGGGGGUGGGGGAUGAUUGUCUUUUUUUAAAUAUAUAGUUCCAAAAAAUAAGGCAUAAAUAUUUUGCCUCAUGUUUUCCACACAAACAAAAUGUUCAUUGAAUUAACUGGAUGCGCUGACAAACCUAUGUUGUGAAAACUACAAGUAGUUGUUCGGCUCUUUUGACGUUAUUAAGUGCUCGGUCUCAUGAGGAAGAUGAAUAGAAGAAUUAGAGUAUAUGCCUUGGUUACAACAAUAAAGGAACAAACCUAUUUUAACAGCAAAUCAGCUAAUGUGUCGAAGUCGAGCCUGAUGUACUUGGUGGCUUUUAUUGAACAACACUGAAACAGGUAUAGGCUAUCGACGAGAUGAAGGUUCCCGUGCAUAUGGAUAACAGCCAUGCUAUACAGAGAUAUUAAACAGAAGAACUAUUUGUGUAAGAACUUCGAUUAAUUCAGCAUAGUUUGCAUAGAAAAAUCAUACUAUGUGAUAUCCGAAACUGCUCAUUCUCUGUGUUGACGUUAUAUAUAUAUAUUUAUAUUUACAUACAGGCCACACUAUUGGCAAUGUCCAGAAGAAUCGAUAUUAAGGUCAUGCGCUUUUUGUACAUUCAACAUUGAUAAUCUGAUAUCGUUCAAUAAUAGCCAAUUCCCUUCUACUGAUUUACCCACCUGAACUUAAAAUAAAAAACA